Aphanomyces invadans is the source of this 2092-nucleotide messenger RNA. RefSeq lists its product as hypothetical. The transcript has a single exon. The record is from RefSeq and is a predicted model, not a curated record. Lineage: Eukaryota; Oomycota; Saprolegniomycetes; Saprolegniales; Verrucalvaceae. The coding region runs from base 716 to 1357 and encodes 213 amino acids.
CGGUCAUGUCACUGGUCCGACAGAAUCGGGAACAGCGGCGGUGGGGGCCUUGCCACGUAAAGGUGCGCGCUCCAGACUGAGCUUGUGGUCAUCGUGGCUGCCAGCUUGGCCGAGACUGCCGACCCUACACAACGGUGUCCGCUUGCUUCAACCUGAUAGCAUGGCGUUUAUACCGCAGAGAAACCACCACACCGACGAUGUCGUAGCAACUGCAGUGACACGGAGGAUGCUGACGCCGCAUGCGAGCUCGUUCAAAUUACAUACAAUCCUCUUUUCUGGCCGUCGAUGGCACUCUACGAAGGCGUGCAGUCGAUCCAGAAGGCAAAAGGCGACAAAUGGAUCAGUUACGACUGCGACCGCUUCUCCGGCCAGGAAGGUCUGGGGGCCGAUAGACCUCGAGCCAACUACAUGGCGCAACUGUCAUUUCAGGUUGAAAUCGUCCUCACGGUGAUAUUCAGCAGCAGGUCAUCCAUCGCUGACGGCCGUUGCUGACUCAGAUGGGGGAUGAAAACAUCUCCAAGAAACGUUGGGAGACUUGUUGCUUCACCAGUGGUUGUUGGCCAGACGCGGAGGAAAUUCAAUGAGGUUCCCAUACUCGAAACGACGUCCACACACGACGACAACCAUGCAAACGUGCCGCUCGGUAGAGUGCACGUGCAGCAGUUCGCGAUGCCACCGACAGUUUGGAUUCAACUGACGACGGAAGUCCUGAGAUAUGCCACUCGAUGCCCAUGUGAAGGAGCCAUCACAGCGCUGCGCCAAACAACCGCCUCUAGACCCAACCUCCAUCCUUUGCAGUGGGUUUUCUUUAGGUUCGACGAUAAAUGCUCCAACUUCGAUCCUUCUCAAUCUGUUUCACAGCGAACGAGAACAUGCGACCGAAUUGCUUGAGCGCCUUGGACAAGAACAAGUUGUUCCGUUGCGCGUUAAGGAUUCCAAGGUUGACGUGGCCACAACAAAAGGACUCGGCCGUCGAUGGAGCCCACCUCGACGCCCCUUCGAUUCCACAUGCCACGGCCCCGAUGGCUUCGACUGUCCAUUCGUUGGUGGCGAUUUCGUCGCGAGCCCCGCGGACCAUCCCAUUCUUCAUGACACAAACAGUCAGGUCCACGGACGUCAAGAGCGUCGAUGGCAGUGGGCGUCGACGCGUCGCGGAGACUAUCGGGAACGCCUUCACGUUCGUGACGGCAACGACACAGGCAAAUGUCGCCACUUGGACGCGUCUUGCAGGAACUGGUGGGCGUCCUCGCGGCGGAGGCCCCCGCAUCCAUCGCUGCCACUUGCAAUGGGGACUUUUCCAGAGCGCGGUGGAUGCCAAGUCCUUUUCAAAAGACAAGAUUCAGGCAGUUGGGCGUGAUGGCGGCAGUCGACACCGCAAGCUCGAGGCCCAACGAUAGUUUCAUGUUAGUGUGCGAAGGAAGAAACGGCAAGUCGAGGGAGUCGACGGCCUCGUCCGUCGUCAAGACAUUUCCAGUAGUUGGUCCGAGCGGGCCGUGACGAUGUCCGCGUCAGGCAGAGUGCAUUGUGACGUGUCAUGAACUCGCAGUCACACUGGCAAGCGACAUUUUCAGCGCGGUACUUGCGAGUCCUCGCCCUUCCGCGCCAACGGCAGGUUCACGUCGGUACAAGGGCGCGCCAUCAAAGCGACAGUGCUCGAGACAUUGCGCAGUGUCUUGACGAGAUGGCGCAUUUGACAACGCGAACUGGACGAAAGGACGCAACUGCCAUCUAACUUUCUCGGCAGGGAUGAAGGACACGAUCGCAAUUGGGUUUUCAAACGCGAUGCCGUCACAAAUAUUGCCGUACGUUUGGUCAAAGCAUCGACGACGCCCGAUGCAAGUUGGACAGUUGCCACAAGGUUGGCGCGACUGGCCGGUUGGAAGCAAUCGCCAUCGUCGACUUCAGCGGCGAACGCGGCGCGCUGUCACCCCCAACACGAUGGGGUCGGCGUCCGAAUGAAGAAGCGACCCUUGUACUCGCCAUGGAUUCGGAAUCGACGCGUCCUCCAAACAACGUGCGCUCGAGUCGACCCAACUUGUAGGACACUUUAUGAACGCAGCUGUCGUCUGCUACAAUUUCAUCCAUCUCUCGA